Messenger RNA from Sitodiplosis mosellana (orange wheat blossom midge), 1304 nucleotides. It is a transcript of the gene Atg3, whose product is annotated as ubiquitin-like-conjugating enzyme ATG3. The coding region runs from base 170 to 1144 and encodes 324 amino acids. Gene Ontology annotation, biological process: autophagosome assembly; autophagy of mitochondrion; nucleophagy. The transcript is spliced from 4 exons. Gene Ontology annotation, cellular component: cytosol; cytoplasmic ubiquitin ligase complex. Lineage: Eukaryota; Metazoa; Arthropoda; Insecta; Diptera; Cecidomyiidae. Gene Ontology annotation, molecular function: Atg8-family ligase activity. The record is from RefSeq and is a predicted model, not a curated record.
GAUAUUUGGGCUGAACUACUGUCAGUGUCAGAUGUAGAUUUGUUAUUUUUAAAUUGAGAACCAUAGUAUUCGCAUUUUGUUUUUGUCAUCAACUAAAGUGGAUUUUAGCUCUUAUUGAUAACGAGCAAAUCCAUUCGAAAGAGAAAAACGAUAUUUCAAAGCUUGAAACAUGCAGAGUGUGUUCAAUUCCGUGAAAGGAACAGCAUUAGGAGUGGCUGAAUAUUUAACGCCAGUUUUGAAGGAAUCGAAAUUUCGUGAAACUGGAGUGCUGACGCCCGAGGAGUUUGUUGCAGCUGGUGAUCAUUUGGUGCAUCAUUGUCCAACAUGGCAAUGGGCAACUGGAGAUGAGGCACGCAUCAAAACUUAUUUACCGAAAGAUAAGCAGUUUUUAAUCACCAGAAAUGUUCCAUGCUAUCGACGUUGUAAGCAAAUGGAAUAUGUUGGUGAAGAAACAAUAAUCGAAAAUGAUGGUGGUGACGAGGGAUGGGUGGAAACGCACCACUAUGAUGCUGGAACAAACGAACUUGAGGACAAAGUGUGUGAUAUGACAUUAGAUGGUAGUAAAAAUGAAGAUGAAGUAGCUGGUGAUAUGGAGGACGAAUUGAAUCGUGAUAACAACAAUGGUGAUGAAGACGACGAUGAGGAAGCUGUUGAUAUGGAAGAUUUCGAAGAAAGCGGCCAGUUGCAUAUGGUUGAUCCGGCCACAGCAAUCAGUAAACCAGCGGAAAAAACGGAACAAACUACGACAACGGAUUCAUCAGAUAAGGGUGAUCAAGUGAUUCAUACCAGAACUUACGAUUUACACAUAACUUAUGACAAAUACUAUCAAACGCCACGUCUGUGGGUAGUUGGCUAUGAUGAGAAACGUCAACCAUUGAGUGUUGAACAAAUGUACGAGGAUGUUAGUCAAGAUCAUGCCAAAAAAACAGUUACGAUGGAAACACAUCCACAUCUGCCCGGUCCCAAUAUGGCCUCCGUUCACCCCUGCAAACACGCUGAUAUUAUGAAAAAGAUUAUUCAGACCGUUGAAGAGGGAGGCAAGGCUCUUGGUGUCCAUAUGUAUUUGAUAAUUUUCUUGAAAUUUGUACAAACGGUUAUUCCAACAAUAGAAUAUGAUUUUACACAGAACUUUGCAAUGUCAUAAAAAAUUUGACAUCAUCAGUUUCUAUUUGAUAUCCGUCGCUUUCUAUAGUUUUCAAAGCAAUUUCAAUUCUCCUUUCUUUUUUUCUGAAUUUGUGUUGAUGAUCAAGGCAUAUAAAUAAAGACAAUUUGAAUGGUGAUUUUCGAUAUAUUUUUACGAAAAA